Molecule: messenger RNA, 3874 nt
Organism: Oncorhynchus kisutch (coho salmon)
Lineage: Eukaryota; Metazoa; Chordata; Actinopteri; Salmoniformes; Salmonidae
Product: androgen receptor-like
Exons: 9
Coding region: 297-2435 (712 amino acids)
Biological process (GO): regulation of DNA-templated transcription
Molecular function (GO): DNA-binding transcription factor activity; zinc ion binding; sequence-specific DNA binding
Source: RefSeq, a predicted model, not a curated record
ACUGAGCUGCGGAGGUCACACCCGAAUGAGCAAAGCGCGGAGGCGUCGAAGUGACUUGUUGUUAAUGUAGAUCCCGUAGUUCGAUGUGGUUAUAGGUGGUGGCCAGACAUAACGACAUAGCAGGAGUCUCCGGUGACACGGUUGCGUUUGGAUUUGACGUAGUUGCUUCUACUCUCACAUUACGGGACAUUUUUUUUGUAGCUCCUCGAGUUUUAGGUUCUACUGUGCACAACUGAGACCUAGAUAUCACGUAUUUGUUUAGAACCGUGCGCGUCUGUGACGGAAUCAAAACAACAAUGCAGAGUGGCACAAAUAAAUCACAUACAGCCAAUGAAUUAAGUGACGCGGUGCCUGUGUUUUUAGGUGUGAGUUCGCAGUUUAACGAGAUAGUGGAUAAUGGACGGGGCGACAUUCCGUUCUCUGCAGACAGCGGCCCAAAUUACGGAAACCGUUUCUCCGUCUCGGAGGAUUUUGGAGCUGGCGCCAGUUUGACCUCAUUAACCACCCAGAUGUCGAGGAAAACGAUAAUUAUAUCAAAUGGGCCACCAUUCGAAGUAAAUCAAGACAUUUGUGGACAAAAUGACUUGGGUUUUUUACAAACUCUGGAGCGCGAAAGGGACUGCGAAUGGAACGUGACAAGGCCUACGCACGAUUUGGAGAUGGCCCAAGGUCUCCGUAAAAACUCGGACAUGUUCGUGAAUCUGGAUAACGGUAACGCAGUGCCCUCUCAGUUUGACGAACUGUUACCUUUAAGUCCUCCAUUACGUAAAGACCCCCCAGCCCUGGUGUUUGGUAGGGACUUUCCGGACACAUCGGCAGUCAAUUACCAAACCAGCAGCCGUAACAUCAAAAUCGAACCAGGGCAUGAGGGACCCUGUCCCGUGGCGGAUGGAUCUUGGUUCUGUAAAUAUUGUGACAACGGAAAUUGCAUGUCUCGUGGAGCACGUAAACCCUUUCCCUGUACCUCGUUCCCUGGGGUUAACUAUACGGACUAUGACUCUGGGAUGCCACAGGAGUUUCAUGUCCAGGCGCAAAGUUACCAAAGUGUGAUGAUGGGUGAAAGGGGUCUCCAAGUGUAUCAUUCCGCUAUCAAGAAGGAUAGUUCUGGAUGGAUGGGUGCUGACCCCAGUUUGAGAUGUGAGGAUAUGUUGCCAGUGAGGGUGUAUUUCUCAGACCGGAGGGUGUGUAAGGUAUGUGGAGACGAGGCGUCAGGCUGUCACUAUGGAGCUGUUACCUGUGGGAGCUGCAAGGUGUUCUUCAAGAGGGCCGCAGAGAGUAAGCAGAAUCACCUGUGCGCCAGCCGUAACGACUGCACCAUCGACAAGCUGAGGAGGAAGAACUGUCCUUCCUGUCGUCUCAGCAGAUGCUUCCGGUCUGGAAUGAGCCUCAAAGGCCGGAAGCUGAGGGGAGCUGGCCCACUGAAAGGAGGAGUGGAGGGGGGAACACAGGCACCUGGCAGAGAGAGGCCUGGAGAGAGGGAAGGAGAGAGGCCUGGAGAGAGGACUGGAGAGAGGGAAGGAGAGAGGACUGGAGAGAGGACUGGAGAGAGGACUGGAGAGAGGACUGGAGAGAGGACUGGAGAGAGGACUGGGGGACUACAGUUAGCCACCAUUUCCCCACAGGCUCAAUGCUGUGGUGCUUCGCAGGCUCCCACUCUUGGCCCCUCCCCUAGUCUACGCCCCUCCCUCCUCAACGUCCUGAGUUCCAUCGAGCCAGGAAUGGUCAACGCAGGCCAUGACACCUCCCAGCCAGACUGUUUCACCUCCCUACUGUCCAGCCUCAACGAGCUGGGAGAGAGGCAACUGGUGUCUGUGGUGAACUGGGCUAAAGCCAUGCCAGGUUUCAGACAGCUGCAUGUAGAAGACCAGAUGUCAGUGAUCCAGUCUUCAUGGCUGGGGUUGAUGGUGUUCGCUCUGGGCUGGAGGUCUUACACUAACACAGACGCUGGAGAGCUCUACUUCGCUCCUGACCUCAUCUUCAACGAUCAGAGAAUGCGUGUGUCCAGUAUGUAUGAACAUUGUGUCCGGUUCCGUCUGCUGUCCCAGAGGUUCUGUGUGCUCAGAGUCACCCAGGACGAGUUCCUCUGUAUGAAGGCUCUGCUCCUCUUCAGCAUCAUCCCUGUGGAGGGUCUGAGGAAUCAGAAGUGUUUUGACGAGCUGAGGAUCUCUUACAUCAAGGAGCUGGAUCGUCUGGCCAGCCACCAUGGAGAAAAACACCACACACAACGUCUGUUCCAGCUAACACAGCUACUGGACUUCCUACACCCGAUUGUAAGGAAGCUGCACCAGUUCACCUAUGAUCUGUUUAUCCAGGCCCAGUCUCUGCCCACCAGAGUCAGCUAUCCAGAGAUGAUCUCUGAGAUCGUCAGCGUUCACGUGCCCAAGAUUCUCACAGGCAUGGUUCAGCCAAUCCUCUUUCACAAUGCACCUUGCUAGAGGGUCAUCCCAUUACAAUUCAUCCUAAAAGAGGGACAGACAAUAACAAAACAAUCUGCUAGACAUUCAACCCAGGGUCCCCCAUUGAUUUUGUCAGUCUCUCUCACUCAGAUAUCAUAUGAACUCAUAAGUCCUGGCAAAAUGUGUAGAAUUGUAGAAAAUUGGCUUUAAAACAGCAAGAUUUUCUCUCCACUCCAUUGCAAAAUGAGUAGAAUAGCAUGAAAUGUGUUUUAAAACUGCAGCAUUUUCUCUCUGCCUCAUGGCAACAUUUGUAGAAUUACAGAACAUGUGCUUUAAAACCACAACAUUUUCUCUCCUCCCCAUGUCAAAAUGUGCAGAAUUGCAGAAAAUGUACUUAAAAACAUUUCUUUUUUUUUGCCGUCAAGAGGGGUACCAGUGAAAUGUUUUACCCGCGAGGUGGGGGUAAACCUAACCCUGGUUCAAUAUAUCACAAAACACCUUGGAGGUCAAAACUAUAACUAUAACCUUGUUAGACACCCAACCAUUUACUGUACAUAAUUAGACACAAAGCCAUCGAUGACAUCAUAUCAAGUCGGUUUUAGCAUGCUAAGAUGGCAUCUCAUGAGGGAGAUUUAUGUAGACAUCACAUGCACGGUUUGAGCUACUCCAGGAAGUGAUGUUGCAGGCUAGCUCAGUGCUGCCCCUCUCAUUGAGUUUCUCAAGUUGAAAUGAUAGCCGACCGGGGUACUGCAGGCUGCCAUAGCAACUAAAUUAUCCAUAUAACUUCUUUGUGUGAUUUAAAAAAAAUAAGUUUAUUUGAAGGACAUACAUCUGUUGUAAUAGAAGCAAUUAUCUGGAACAUGAUUGUCUUCGAAUGUUUUUUUCUUUGAAUAUUGACCUGAAGGUUGCUAUUUACUAUAUGGCAACCAAACAGCCUGGCUUCAAUGAGAGGUGGCAGUUGGUCUCCCCUGGGUCCCACACAUACUCUUCAUUUGCGCUGCUAGUCACUAGCCUGGAAUCCCAAACUGAAUAUCAUUCUGUAUUGUUCACUAUCCUUCACUUCACCGACAGUCACCAGAAUCUAUGCCAUUGAUUACGUUGGAUCCCCUGAUCUCAAGCUGGGGUUUGAUCCUGAAUGUGCAUCUCAGAUGGUUGUUUUUCUCUUUUACUUUUCAGUUUACCAUUAUUUUUCUCUUUCAUAGUUUCAGCAAAAUGUAGUAAGUAGUACAUUACACAAUAUGUCAAAAUAAGACACAAUUCUUCUGAAUUACACAUCAUUCAUACUCUAUAGACACAGACAAAGAGGUGCCUAUAGCUGUUCAUUUGACCUUUGUAUAUUACACCAUAUCAAACACAAAGCAUACAUGACUUCUGUACAUAUGGAAUGGAUUAUAUGUUGCAUAUUCUAUAAAAACAAAUCAGACUUCUUUCAAAUUCGAUCUAAAACGAACAAAUAAAACAAUCUAUAUUCCACUUCA